This is a messenger RNA of Thamnophis elegans (Western terrestrial garter snake), 2223 nucleotides long. It is a transcript of the gene NUP85, whose product is annotated as nucleoporin 85. The transcript is spliced from 19 exons. Lineage: Eukaryota; Metazoa; Chordata; Lepidosauria; Squamata; Natricidae. The record is from RefSeq and is a predicted model, not a curated record. Bases 159 to 2114 code for a protein of 651 amino acids. Gene Ontology annotation, cellular component: nuclear pore outer ring. Gene Ontology annotation, molecular function: structural constituent of nuclear pore. Gene Ontology annotation, biological process: protein import into nucleus; positive regulation of DNA-templated transcription; mRNA export from nucleus.
UCUAGCAUCGGAGAAAGGUAAAAUGGGGUCCUUCGGCUCGGGCGCGCGCGCGGGAGGCCUGCUUCGACCGGCGAUUGGUUGAGAGCGCCGCCGCCGAGUCGCCGAGGACCAGAAGAAAUCGAGGGAGGUCGGAGCGCGGCCUUUUCCCGCUGGACGGCAUGGAGGAGUUGGAUGUGGAGCCUUCGGUCACGCUUAUUCCAGGAGUGAACUCUGACCAGAAGCAGUUAUGCUUUACAUGGGGACCCACAGAGAUGUUGGUGUGUGAAACCUUGUUUAGGCCAACAGAGACUAAAGAGAAGACUCCAGGUUGUCCUUUUGUCUAUGUAGUACGCAAAGAUCAAGAUGUUUAUUCUCAGACUUUGCGGAAGCUUUUCAAUGAAUCACAUGGGAUCUUUGUUGGGCUACAGAAGAAUGAGAAAGAAAAGGCUGGAAAGUCAAGAACUGCACAAUUGGUUGGAGUAAGCAAAAGCUAUCGAUCCGUUAUAAGAGCCUGCAUGGAAGAUUCACAUCAGAUGGCUAUAUCUGCACGGGAUCCUGCAAUGCACAUGCACUACAGUACUCAGGUCUCUGUUUUGUCCGCAAUGGAGUUGAUCUGGAAUCUGUGUGAAAUCAUGUUUAUUGAAGCUGCUCCAGCGGGUUUGGUGUUAUGUCACCUGCUCGAUUGGGUCCGUCUUCAUGUGUGUGAAAUAGAUAACAUGGUUUGCGAAGUUCUGAGGAGUGAGAAUCCAGCAAAACAUGAACAUUUCUGGAAUGUGGUAACUGGUUAUGUGCUUCAGGGUAGAAUGGAUGAGGCUCGGCAAUUACUUUCUAAAGAAGCUAGUACCAAUCCCACUUCAGUGCACAUGUGCAAAGUUUUAGAUGAGCUGAUGAAGAAGAUGCCUGUUCUUAGUCCUAGCAGUAACCAGACUUUGACAGAGAUGGAGUUAAAAUGGCAGCACUGGCAUGAGGAAUGUGAGAGGUUUCUGAAAGAUGGAACAUUUGCUUCUAAUUCUCACAUGGAAGUUCUCUGUAAGAUCCUACUUGGAGAUGAGAAUGCUAUUUUGGAAAAGAAAGAGCUAAUGACAACCUGGUAUCAUUUUCUUGUGACCCGGCUAUUAUAUUGUCAUCCUACCGUGAAGCACGUGGAACUCCAUCUUUAUGCACAGUCCAGCCUGGACAUGUUUCUGGGAGGAGAAAGCAGCCCAGAACCAUUAGACAGCAUCUUGUUGGCAGCUUUUGAAUUUGAUAUCCACCAAGUGAUUAAAGAAUGCAGCAUUGCCUUGAGCAACUGGUGGUUUGUAGCUCAUCUGACAGAUCUCUUGAACCAUUGCAAUCUACUCCAGUCCCACAAUCUUUACUUUGGUUCCAAUAUGCGUGAAUACCUCCUGCUAGAAUAUGCUUCUGGGCUCUUUGCCCAUCAUAGCUUAUGGCAACUUGCAGUUGACUAUUUUGACUAUUGUCCAGAAUAUGGUAAAGCAUACCUGGAGCAUCAUAUUGAACGGAUUUCCUUGGAUACGGAGCAUAAAGCCCUGAAAGUACUGAGGAUUUGUGAACAGAGAACGAUGACUGAACAAGUUCGUAGCAUCUGUAAAAUCAUGUCCAUGAAGGCUGUCAGGAACAAUCGGCUUGGCUCAGCACUAUCCUGGAGCAUCCGAGCCAAAGAUGCUGCUUUUGCUACCCUCAUAUCAGACAGAUUUUUGAGAGAAUAUUGUGAAAGAGGUACUUUCUCAGACUUGGACCUCAUUGACAACUUGGGUCCAUCCAUGUUGCUUAGCGAUCGACUAACGUUUCUUGGCAAGUACCGGGAAUUUCAUCGCAUGUAUGGGGAGAAGAAGUUCUUUGCAGCAGCCAAACUGUUACUAAUGCUGAUGACAGCUCGUAUUGCUCCUUGCUCCUUCUGGAUGACUUUGUUGACUGAUGCACUUCCUCUCCUAGAACAUAAAGAGGUUAUAUUUUCUGCUGAUCAGACAUAUGAAUUGAUGAAAUGCUUAGAAGAUGUGAUGGCAGCAGAGCCAAAAAAAGAGAAACUCCAGGAUGAUGAUGCAGAGAUAAUGAAGGUGGAAAUGCUAAGACUUGCUCUGGCAAGAAACUUAGCAAGAGCUAUCAUUAAAGAGGGCACACUGGAAGAAUCAUGAGAGCAGCAAAUUAAAAUAGUUCUUAAACUUUACUUUGUUAACUUAGUGUACAUACCAGGAUUGUUAUUAUUUUGAUAAAAAAUAAAUUUCAUAUUUUGCAUUUCUUUUA